CGGAGGCGGCUGUGGCGUUGGCCCGCCUGCUCGUUCUCUCGCUUUCCCCGCCCCCGUCAGGUUUGCCGUGGCUGAAAGGAGCCGGGCGCGCGCUGUCGCAACCUGUCCUCCUCCCAGGCGGCGACGGAAGGGCCGGCCCGGCAUCGAGACCAGCCUCCCCGUCCGGGCAGCUGCGGCGAGGGCUCCGCGGGGCGCAGGCGGGCUCAGGGCGGCUGAAGGUUACCGAGUGCAUGAGCACCUAGUCUCCCGCGCUGCCCCGCCCGCCGGCCCGCCGGCCCUCCCGCCGGCUCGCCCGCCAGCCCCUCGCCACCCGGCGGCGGCCGCAGCUUCGGCCGCAGGAGGCGCCGUCUCGCUCCCAGGUGCGCGCUUCGUUCCCGGAGCCGCGGAGCUCGGCGGCCGCCAUGGCGUCCAACAUGGACCGGGAGAUGAUCCUUGCGGAUUUUCAGGCAUGUACUGGUAUUGAAAACAUCGAUGAAGCUAUAACACUGCUUGAGCAAAAUAACUGGGACUUGGUGGCAGCUAUCAAUGGUGUAAUACCCCAGGAAAAUGGCAUUCUACAAAGUGACUUUGGAGGUGAGACCAUGCCAGGACCCACAUUUGAUCCAGCAAGUCACCCUGCUCCAGCUCCAACUCCCUCUUCUUCAGCAUUUCGACCUGUAAUGCCAUCCAGGCAGAUUGUAGAAAGGCAGCCUCGAAUGUUAGACUUCAGAGUUGAAUACAGAGACAGAAAUGUUGAUGUGGUACUUGAAGACAGCUGUACUGUUGGAGAGAUUAAACAGAUUCUAGAAAAUGAACUUCAGAUACCUGUGCCUAAAAUGCUGUUAAAAGGCUGGAAGACUGGAGACGUGGAAGACAGUACGGUCUUAAAAUCACUACACUUGCCAAAAAACAACAGUCUUUAUGUCCUCACACCAGACUUACCACCACCUUCAUCAUCCAGUCAUGCUGGUGCCCUGCAGGAAUCAUUAAAUCAAAACUUCAUGCUGAUCAUCACCCACCGAGAGGUCCAGCGGGAGUACAACCUGAACUUCUCAGGAAGCAGUACCGUUCAAGAGGUAAAGAGAAAUGUGUAUGACCUUACAAGCAUACCUGUUCGACAUCAGUUAUGGGAGGGCUGGCCAGCUUCUGCCACCGAUGAUUCAAUGUGUCUUGCUGAAUCAGGACUCUCUUAUCCCUGUCAUCGACUAACUGUGGGAAGAAGAACUUCACCCGUACAGACUCGUGAGCAAUCAGAAGAGCAAAGCACGGAUGUUCAUAUGGUUAGUGAUAGUGACGGAGAUGACUUUGAAGAUGCUUCAGAAUUUGGAGUGGAUGAUGGAGAAGUAUUUGGCAUGGCAUCAUCUACCCUGAGAAAAUCUCCAAUGAUGCCAGAAAACGCAGAAAAUGAAGGAGAUGCCUUAUUACAAUUUACAGCAGAGUUUUCUUCAAGAUAUGGUGACUGCCAUCCUGUAUUUUUUAUUGGCUCAUUAGAAGCUGCUUUCCAAGAGGCCUUCUAUGUGAAAGCCCGAGACAGAAAGCUUCUUGCUAUCUACCUCCACCAUGAUGAAAGUGUACUAACCAACGUGUUCUGCUCACAAAUGCUUUGUGCUGAAUCCAUUGUUUCUUAUCUGAGUCAAAAUUUUAUAACCUGGGCUUGGGAUCUGACAAAGGAUGCCAACAGAGCAAGAUUUCUGACAAUGUGCAAUAGACACUUUGGCAGCGUAAUUGCACAAACCAUUCGCACUCAAAAGACGGAUCAAUUUCCACUUUUCCUGAUUAUCAUGGGAAAGCGAUCAUCUAAUGAAGUGUUAAAUGUGAUACAAGGUAAUACAACAGUGGAUGAGUUAAUGAUGAGACUCAUGGCCGCAAUGGAGAUUUUCUCAGCUCAGCAACAGGAAGACAUAAAGGAUGAGGAUGAACGUGAAGCCAGAGAAAAUGUGAAGAGAGAGCAAGAUGAGGCCUAUCGCCUUUCCCUUGAAGCUGACAGAGCAAAGAGAGAAGCUCAUGAGAGAGAGAUGGCAGAACAGUUUCGUUUGGAGCAGAUUCGCAAAGAGCAAGAAGAGGAGCGCGAGGCCAUCAGACUCUCCUUAGAACAAGCCCUGCCUCCAGAGCCACAGGAGGAAAAUGCUGAGCCUGUUAGCAAGCUUCGGAUUCGAACCCCCAGCGGCGAGUUCCUGGAACGGCGUUUCCUGGCCAGCAAUAAGCUCCAGAUUGUCUUUGAUUUCGUGGCUUCCAAGGGAUUUCCAUGGGAUGAGUUCAAGUUACUGAGCACCUUUCCUAGAAGAGACGUAACUCAGCUAGACCCCAAUAAGUCAUUAUUGGAGGUAAACUUGUUCCCUCAAGAAACCCUUUUCCUUCAAGCAAAAGAGUAAACAUGACUGAGUGGUAGAAGCAGCCACUCCUGACAAGCCAGCGGCACGUGCCAAGAGAUGGGCUCCUCACCAACCCACCUACAUGCUCGUGUCACUCAGUUCAAUGUCACACUUCUGCCUCUUGCAAGAUUGCUGGAAAAAAGUAAUAAACAUAGCUACUUAAAAUUUCCCAUCCAUGAGUAUAUAUUCCCCGUUCCUCAUGAUGGAGCACCACAAUUCCAUUGCCCUCUCCUGAUACCUGCCCUUUGCCCUUGUUUAAUGACUAAUGUUCUGUUGUGUGCAAGUGGCCCUGGGGGAACUUAACCCAUCUUUCCCUCAUUGUCCAGGACAGUUCUUUCUGUCCUUGACAUCAGGAUGCUGUCUGUAUAUUUGAUAUGUCUCAUUGAGCCAGGGCUCAUGCCCUCUGGCUUUUCAUGCCUUUAACUGUGUUUUAAGUUUAGCACCUAAUUUUAAAAGGGGCAAAAAAAAAAAAAGUCAAAUGGGACAUUUUUGGCCUGAACAUCAGACACUUUGGGGUAGAGGAGUGUAUCAUAUAUCUGACACCUUUACUGAGAUUUUUGUUACAUAUUCAAGGUUUUUACAUACUCCUGUCAUGAACUCCAUAUUCCAUCUUGGAGGGAUUUGUUUGUUUGUUUGUUUGUUUGUUUCAUUGCAGCUUGGGAAACUAUUCAAGUACACAAUGUGUUGAGAUCGUGUACAGAGAGUGCUGGUACCAAGACUGGUAUAGGCCAGUUGUGUCAAGCUGCUCUUCAGCUUGUAUUGAGGCACUUAGAACUUCCUAGAUACCUGCUCCCGAAUUGCUAGUGUCUCAGUUUACACUACACACAGUUUUCCUGCCUUUUCUCCCACUACAACUUUAUACAUCUGGACCUUGUUACUUGGUGGAGUGGUUUGUUUGUUUGUUUUUGUUUUUCACUUUUUAGGCUUUGGAUACCAGAGCUCACUAUGUAGCUCAGAGGUGUGGCCUCAGACCUUUAGUAAUCUGCUUCACUCUCCAAGUGCCAAGAUUCCAGGCAUGCCCCACAAUACCUAGCCAGCAUUUGGUGUUUUAAACACCUUGUCCAUUGCCAAAAUCUGACCAGCUGCCCCGUGGGCUCUCUUGCAAUAAGGGACUUGCUCUAUGAUUUUAGUUUCUGAGUGUUUUAAUAUUAGAUAUUGAAUUUAUAACCCAAAUAAAAGGAAUCUCAUUCUUUGGCUAAAAAUUCAGACUUAAUAUGUUUAGGAGAACAAAUGUGGGGGCUUAGCCUAGAAUACAUGUGUUGCCAGAAUUGAUACAUAGUAAUCUUGGAUUUGAUUUAGUAGAAGUGCACUUUGUUAAUCUAUGGAUUUAAGGUUUGGGGUAGUUCAUAAGAAUAUUAUUUAUAUCUUCAUAGUCUUUUAGUCCUGAAAUGUUCUUUAUGGUGUUUUUUGUGUCAUCUCCAGUCUUUAUCCUAAGAGCUGACCUACCAGUCUGGUUAUUUUGUAAGUGUGUGUUUCCCUGGGACCAUUAUGGGGUUCUAAGAAGACUUUAACCAAAGCUGAAGAUGUGUCUGGUCACUUUUCCCUCUACUCAAAAAGUAUUGGCCAAGGAAGUUCACCUGUUUUUCUCUGAUGCUCAGCCAUGAACAUCCUCUGAAAACUCUUCUAAGAGAUUGUUCCCAAUACCACUACGCUUUAUCUGCCAACUGACUGAAAAGGGAGCUCUGUGAGGGGGGCUCCACCUAAGCAGUUCCUCUCCGACGCUGUCCCUUCCUUCUCAAUCGAGUGGCACCACAAGAUGUCAUUUCUGAAGCUGCAGCUGUGCUAGGGCACCAGCUCUUCUUUUUCCACCUAGACUUUGUUCUAUAGCUGCUGUGAGAAGCCACAGCCCUGUACUCAAACCGCAGUCAAAAACAGCAGCCAGGGUGUGGGCAGGUAUUUGAGUGCAAUCUCAGAGUUCUUAUGUCUAACCUGUCCCUCUGAUUUGGAUGUGGCUUCAUUACAUGGUUCCCUACCGUUCCUGUUUACUUCUGUAUACCAACAUAUAGACUUUACUCUGAACCCAAUUUCGUAACAGUUAUUAAAUGUUACUUGAAUGUG
Messenger RNA from Grammomys surdaster, 4409 nucleotides. It is a transcript of the gene Faf1, whose product is annotated as Fas associated factor 1. NCBI's taxonomy places the organism in Eukaryota, Metazoa, Chordata, Mammalia, Rodentia, Muridae. The transcript has 19 exons. Bases 402 to 2351 code for a protein of 649 amino acids. The record is from RefSeq and is a predicted model, not a curated record. Gene Ontology annotation, molecular function: NF-kappaB binding; ubiquitin binding. Gene Ontology annotation, cellular component: endoplasmic reticulum; nucleus.